AUGCAGGGACGGAGCGAACCAUAUUUCUUCUUCACAAAGAAGAAGCCCGCUCCGGCAGGAGAGGAAGACGGUCGGACGAGUCCUGCCUUCAUGGACCCCUUUUCUGGAGCUGACAGGGAGUACAGGCGGCCCUUGGGAAUCGUGGAUCCUGGUUACUCCCCCCUGCACCUGGCGGCCGGGUGGGGUCACCUGGAGACGGUGAGGACUCUGCUGGAGUUUGGAGCUGAUACCCAGGUGGAAACCUUCAGGGGGGAGGGGCCCCUGGACCUGGCCUGGAGAUACUCCUGGACCGACUGUGCUGACUGUCUAAGCCUGGCCGCUCCACUAAAGCUAAACAGGGAGUCGUAUGUAGCCUUUGUGAAAGACCUGACCUCUCACCCCCAGAGAGGUCUCACAAAGGAGGAAAAGGCGUGCUCUGCCAAGUCAGACUGGAUUCAGAGUGUGGAACAUGCAACAGAGUCAGACUUUAUUGCCCAAAGGAGAGAGCUACAGGACGCUGUGCUGUGCACCACAGGGGGAGCAUCCACAAAGCAGGAACCGUCUCAUAGUAGAGUUGGGGCUUUCAGAUGUAAUUAUGUUGUCCAUAAAUUCAGAGGAUUCAGAGGAUAUCUGUGAAUGCUGUCCUUGGAUGU
Molecule: messenger RNA, 632 nt
Organism: Gymnodraco acuticeps
Lineage: Eukaryota; Metazoa; Chordata; Actinopteri; Perciformes; Bathydraconidae
Gene: ankrd45
Product: ankyrin repeat domain 45
Exons: 5
Coding region: 1-615 (204 amino acids)
Molecular function (GO): protein binding
Source: RefSeq, a predicted model, not a curated record